Molecule: messenger RNA, 183 nt
Organism: Cetraspora pellucida
Lineage: Eukaryota; Fungi; Glomeromycota; Glomeromycetes; Diversisporales; Gigasporaceae
Source: the annotation of a GenBank genome assembly
AUGAGUUCUGAACACGAAGAAGGUAAUAACGCCAAAAUGGGCGGAGGCUGCAUCAAAGGCUAUGCAGAAAAACGUGAAAAUUCUUUUGGCUUUCGCAUUCACCCGAAAAAGAAUGUAAGAGCAAAAUACGCAAAUCACUAUGAAAUUCUUCGACUCUUUCUUGAAAUUCAUAGGAUAAAAUAG